CCUCCGCACACCCUACUGCAAGCCGGCGCUUUCCGGCCAGAGCCGCCAUCUUCCCCCCGCGCCCCCUCCUUGGCCGGACCCCAACCGCCACCCGCGGACGCGGGUUAACGCGGAACCUCACCUCUCCUCGCAGUCUUUGCAUUUCACCUGCAGCGGGACUAGUUCCUGGAACAGAACCUGGCUCAUGUUGGACUGCUGCCCGUGCCAGUGAGAAGAAUAGUCCAGCAGGCCCGGCCCGCGGAAGUCGCCGAGAGGCGUCCCGGCCCUGCUAAAAUUUGAGUUUGGCGCCUGGCUUCCGCUGAGGAGGCGGGGAAACAGAAACCGAGGGAGGGCGCAGGAGAUUUGGACCUCGUCGGCCACCAUCAGUUUCUUCCGGUUUUUCAGGGGACGGGCGGUAGUUCCGGGUAUUAGGCUGCGUGGCAGGACCCGUAGUCGCCAUAUUUGUUAAGGGAAGAGGACCCAAGGGAAGCGGGAAACUUUUCUUCUCUUCGCCCAAUGUUUGCCAAUCCAAACGAACCCUGAAUUAUGGCGGCUUCUGCGCAGACCCCGCACACGACUGACUUUCCAGCUGAGGGUCGAUGCAGUUACUAUGUGGAAAAGAAGAAGCGGUUCUGCAGGAUGGUGGUGGCAGUAGGGAAAAGAUUUUGUGGGGAACACGCUGGAGCUGCGGAGGAAGAAAAUGCUCGGAAAAGAAUUCUGUGUCCUUUAGAUCCAAAACACACAGUAUAUGAAGAUCAACUAGCAAAACAUUUGAAAAAGUGUAACUCAAGAGAGAAGCCAAAACCUGACUUCUUUAUUCAAGAUAUUAAUGCAGGCUUAAACGAUGAAACAGAAAUACCUGAACAAUUAGUUCCAAUUUCUUCUCUCUCUGAAGAGCAGUUGGAAAAGUUAAUUAAGAAAUUGCAGAAAGCAAGCGAAGGUUUGAACGCUACACUUAAAGAUCAAAUUAUGUCCCAUCCAGCAUUGCAUGAUGCCCUUAAUGACCCUAAAAAUGGUGAUUCUGCAACCAAACACCUGAAACAGCAGGCUUCUAUUUUAGGUAACAUUGAAAAAUUAAAGUUACUUGGUCCAAGAAGAUGUUUUGUUGAGUUUGGAGCAGGAAAAGGAAAAUUAUCUCAUUGGGUUGAUAUUGCCUUAAAAGAUGCUGAAAAAGUUCACUUCAUCCUAGUAGAAAAGGUGACCACGAGAUUCAAGGUAGAUGGCAAACACAGGAAGAAAAAUUCAGUGUUUGAGAGACUUCAAAUUGAUAUUCAACACUUGUGUUUGAACAAGAUUCCUUUGCUAAGCAAAGAAAAACUACCUGUGGUAGGAAUCGGAAAGCAUCUGUGUGGUGUGGCAACAGAUCUUGCAUUACGAUGUUUGGUUGAAACCUAUGCUUCCAGUGGUGAGGAAAGGAAUGAAGAACCUUUAGCCAAACGCAGAAAGAAUGAUAAAACAGACAAAGAAAUUAACACUUUGCCCAAGGAAGGAAAUGAGAAAAAUGUCCCCGAGAAGUGGACCCCUGUGGCUGGCAUUGUUAUUGCACUCUGUUGUCACCACAGGUGUGAUUGGAGACAUUAUGUGGGCAAAGAAUAUUUCAGGGCUCUAGGCCUCGGAGCAGUGGAGUUCCACUACUUCCAGCGAAUGAGCAGUUGGGCAACUUGUGGGAUGCGAAAAACAUCUCUGGGAGCCUCUGACAUUACCACAAAGAGAAAAGACAAGCAAAGUGACGACAGUGAAGAGCAUGACGAUGGGGGAUGCAGAAUCACGGAUGACAGCACGGAGAGUUUGCCUGGGUUCCUUACUGUUGAAGAAAAGGAGAAAAUAGGGCAUCUUUGUAAAUUGCUGAUUGACCAAGGCCGAGUCGACUACUUGCAGCAAAAAGGAUUCACUCCUGCUUUACAGUAUUAUACAGAUCCUCUGGUGUCUUUGGAAAACGUAUUGUUAACUGCUUUACCAAAUCUUUCUUCACCACCAGAAACAACUGCUUAACGGAAACGAAAUUUUGAACAUCUGUCUUCCACCAAAAAAAAUUUUUUAAUUGUAUUUUUAUAUUCAUGAAAAUAUAAUUUACAUAGCAGAUAAUGUGAACUUUAAAAAAUGUUGUGGCCUCAUUGAACUUUGGUAAUAGCUUUGAUUUUAACUUUAGAAGUCCAAACAUUAGCGAAUUCACCAAAUUCCCCAAGUAAUUCUCUUCCGCAGGACAUCUUGAGUUACAUUAUCCAUCAGUAUCCAGAGAGAUUGGUAAAGUAGUGGAACAGUUGACUUGGUUGUCUGAAACACACAUAAUACAUCAAUACACAACCAGCACCCUCACUUUCUAUUUGUAGUAAUUUUGGAAAUUUUUUUCCUUUGGUUGUAUUUACGGCUUUUUUAUUUCUCAAGUUCAAGAUGAAAUGAUCAAUUGUCAGUUUGUAACAAGGGCCAAUCUGAGAAUUUGGUUUAUAUAUGGAUUUUUUUGUCCAUUCAGAUCUGGAAAGGAUAAUCAAUUAUGAUUUUUUUAAUUGAAUAAUUAUCUAGUCAGAACUUCCAAAAAGAUAAGAUAAACCUCAUUCACAAAUUAAAUUGAAAUUUACAAAUAACUUUUGAAGUUAAUUAGCUAUCGUAUCUUUUAACAAAGAAAUUUUUAUACAAUUAAGUACAGCUAUAAGUGUAUUCUUUCCUGUUGAGGAAAAUAAUUUGGAAUGAAGUAGAAAUUAGAUAACGAAACCAAAACAACCUCACAUUUAGACCUCAUUUAACUCUUAAGCAGUUUCUAUGCACAAGCAGAUAUUAAACCAAACAUAUGGUAAAGACUGUUACUCUCUUCAUGUUAUUCUUGAAUUACUUCUGCCUUUACUUGUAAAGAUUGUCUUAAUGAUUGGUACCUUUGUGAAGACAAAGAUCAGAAUUACUAAUUUUAGAUACUAUAAUGAUAUUCUUAGGUAACUUUUUUAUUCUGUAAAUAGAUCUAUGAUUACAUGAAUUCUAAAUUAGAAGCCUAGCGCAUUUUUAAUUCCUGGCUGGUCUACUUUAAUCUCCUUUGUUUUAUGAGACUGCCUAGAUUCUGAGCCUACCCUACCACCCCAGGGUAUGACCUUGGUAACUACUAAAUCUCUUUGUGCCUCAGUUUUCCUUUUUAAUGAGGAUGAUGAAGAUAAUAAUACUACCUACCUCAGGAGGUUGUUGUAACAAAUGAGAUAACAUAUGUAAAAUACUUAGCACAAUGUAAAUACUCAAUAAAUAUUAAGUGUUAAUCGUACUAAUUCACAAAUCUAUUUUAAUAACAAUGGGCAGACUUGGUCUUAUUAUUUCUGCCUAAGUUGUAACUUUUAUAACUUUUAUGCAAAUAUUAUUAAAGUAAGGUAGUUGGA
Molecule: messenger RNA, 3332 nt
Organism: Suricata suricatta (meerkat)
Lineage: Eukaryota; Metazoa; Chordata; Mammalia; Carnivora; Herpestidae
Gene: TRMT13
Product: tRNA methyltransferase 13 homolog
Exons: 11
Coding region: 526-1971 (481 amino acids)
Biological process (GO): tRNA methylation
Source: RefSeq, a predicted model, not a curated record